Dendronephthya gigantea is the source of this 918-nucleotide messenger RNA. RefSeq names its product acid sphingomyelinase-like phosphodiesterase 3a. The record is from RefSeq and is a predicted model, not a curated record. The transcript has 5 exons. Lineage: Eukaryota; Metazoa; Cnidaria; Anthozoa; Malacalcyonacea; Nephtheidae. Bases 1 to 918 code for a protein of 305 amino acids.
AUGCCUGGCGAGAAGGAUACAUGGUAUUCUGAUGUACUGAAUAUCUGGAAAGACGGCAUAUUGUGUACAAACUGUAACAUGAAAUAUCAGACGACAUCUUUGGAUCAACUACGAAAGACAUUCUCUUAUGGAGGGUAUUACAAGGUGUCCACAUCAGAUGGAAAGAUGAACUUGCUGGUUCUAAACACAAUGUACUGGACAAAAAGUGCUUGGAAACCAAAGAAUUACUUUGUAAACAGGGCAAAUACACAGAUGAAGUGGUUAGAAGGGCAGUUAAAUAUUGCUAGGAAAACAAAAAAGAAAGUUAUUAUAAGCAGCCAUAUUUCUCUCGGGAUGGAUAUCUAUGUUCAUAUAUCCACUUGGAUGAGCAAUUUCACUGAUCUAUAUAUCAACCUGGUUGUGAAUGAAUUUAACGACGUUGUUGCAGGGCAAAUCUUCUCUCACUUUCACCGCGAUAGUUUCCGUCUGCUCAGCGAUAAGAAGAAAGAUUCUUCGCAUCGGAAAUUCUCUUAUGUUCUACUAAUGCCAUCUGUUUCACCUUCAUACAGAAAUUACCCGGCAUUUCGUGUUGUUAAUCUUGACCCGUCUCUCCAGGCAAUUACGGAUUACGAACAAUACUACUUGAAUAUAGACAUUAAAAAUCCAGUAUGGCAACUAGACUACAAAUUUUCAACACGAUAUCCACCAACUGGCGAUGAUGACAAAGUCAUCAAUGGCAAAAGAAUAAAGCACCUUAGUGAUAAUCUUAUCAGCGAAAGAGACUAUAGUUUCUUCAAUAGUUUUAUCAGUUCACGACAAGUUCGUCAUAAACCUGAUUCUUAUUCUCGAUCUCUUUUUUAUUGUGCAAUUACUUGCAUAAGAAAAAAAGAAUUUGACGCAUGCCGGAAAAAAUAUCCAGAAGAUAACUUUGAUAAAUAA